Molecule: messenger RNA, 1762 nt
Organism: Apus apus (common swift)
Lineage: Eukaryota; Metazoa; Chordata; Aves; Apodiformes; Apodidae
Gene: GSG1
Product: germ cell associated 1
Exons: 6
Coding region: 16-963 (315 amino acids)
Cellular component (GO): plasma membrane
Source: RefSeq, a predicted model, not a curated record
UCUGCACAGGGCAAGAUGGAGCUGCUGAAGGGAUUACCAUGGAGCCGUGCUUUUCUGGCUGUCAUCCUCAACCUGCUGGCUCUAAGUCUCUCCACCACUGCCUUGCUUGGCAGCUACUGGUGCACUGGGACCCAGAAAGUGCCCAAGCCUCUAUGUGGGAAGAGCAAAACCACCAAGUGCAUCAGUGUCCCCAUGCCACCUAAUGAAGGUGCUAGCAAUGUUUCAUACCAGGAUGUGGUGCACUACAGCUGGGAGACCGGGGAUGACCGCUUUGCCUUCAGAUACUUCCACACAGGGAUGUGGCUUUCCUGUGAAGAGAGCUUGGAAGGGCCAGGUAGCAAAUGCCGUAGCUUUAUUGAGCUUUCACCACCAGCAGAGAGAGGAAUCCUGUGGCUAUCGCUGGGAUCAGAGAUGUUGUACAUCAGCUUGUUGCUCAUCAGCUUCAUCCUCCUGAUGGUGGAAAUGCUGCAUACUAGCAAUCCUGUCUGUGGGUUGAAGCUCAAUGCCUUUGCUGCUGUCUCCUCGGUGCUGUCAGGUCUCCUUGGGAUGGUGGCACACAUGAUGUACAGCCAAGUCUUCCAGGCAACAGUUAAUCUGGGACCAGAGGACUGGAGACCACACUCAUGGGACUACGGCUGGGCUUUCUACAUGGCCUGGGUCUCCUUCACCUGCUGCAUGGCCUCUGCUGUCACCACUCUCAACACCUACACCAAGACAGUGCUGGAGUUCAAAAGAAACCACAUCAAGGGCUAUGAUGAGAGCUUGAAGAAUCCACCUCAGCAUCACCGGUGCUUCAUACAGAAGCAAAUAAGCAGCUAUUACGAGCCCCAAACCAGGCCCCUCCGUUCAGUUUCUGAAGGUGUCGACUUCUACUCUGAGCUGCAGCAGAAAGUGCUAAAGAGGGAACCAGAGCUUGAACUGGAUGACAUCUUGGGACAGACAAUCGGGGAGGAUCACUGUUAGGGUUGAGUGUGUAGGGACAGAGCAGUGGGGUUCGGGAGGCACAAGAGCUUUUAACCAAACACUGGCAUCACUGUUAGCAAGUUCUAGGUGAGUUCUUCCUUCCUCUGCUCUUUGGAGAGUGAGAACUGAAGGUGGGCACUGGGCCAGGGCAAUGGCAGUGCCAACAGUAGUAGGGUGGGUCCCCCCUGAUCACAGUUUGACAAGUGUCCUCAGCUGGAAAGGGUGAAAUUGGAGAGACAGGUUGGUGCCAGCUGUCUCCCAGCACUUUCAGACAGAGCUGAGGCAGUUAUACUAAUCCCAGCAGUCCUGCACCCGGGAAUAGUCAGUGCCAUCCAGCUGGCACAUUGAAGCACUGGGUCUCUUUUGAGUGGUGUCACACUGACCUUCCAGCAACCCCCCUGGUUCAGGGCUAUGGUGAAGGGCAUCAGUGCUCAUACUGAUUUGCUGUAAUCCUCUCUGAACACUCUAUUUCUUCUUUAUUUUCAGGACCAACCUCCUCUUCUCCCAGCCCCCAAAUUAAAAAUGCUGAUGCAGUAGGAAUGGGGGGUUGCUUUCAGACAUCUCUAUCCUCCUCUUUCCUAUCUGUCAUGACCCCCACAUGCUCCAUUCUUGCCUUUUCCCACAAAAUCUCCCAUUCUAAGGUACCUUCCUGUCUGUCUCUUUCUACUGUGCUUCUCCACAACCUUUAAAAAUCCUUGGCUGGGCUUUUGAUUUUUUGUUUCUCUUCAUCUGUCCCCUUUUUCCCAUUGUAAAAAUAUUCCAAACAAACCCCAAAUCAAGCAAACUCAUAAUCUUUGAA